Arachis ipaensis is the source of this 1436-nucleotide messenger RNA. RefSeq names its product dephospho-CoA kinase. Gene Ontology annotation, molecular function: ATP binding; dephospho-CoA kinase activity. The record is from RefSeq and is a predicted model, not a curated record. Gene Ontology annotation, biological process: coenzyme A biosynthetic process. NCBI's taxonomy places the organism in Eukaryota, Viridiplantae, Streptophyta, Magnoliopsida, Fabales, Fabaceae.
CAGUCAUCUAGCUUUCCUCGUGCUCCAAAUCUUCAACCCCUGUUCGCUGUCACCGAUCGCGGUUGCUUCCUCAAGCUCGGCGUCCGUCGUCUUUGUCUGCUCAGCCGCGCUUCCGUCGCCGUUUGUUUGCCGUUCACGUUCGCGUUCUUCGCCAUUCGCGUUCGCUCGGCGUUCACCGUUGGCGUUCACUCGCUGUUCACCGUUCGAGUUCGCGUUCGUCUGGAAGCCACGUUGCUCUGCUUCAAACUCUGCCACCAACCCGCACGCUCCACUCAGCCAUCGAACUGCUCUCUUUUGUCCCCGCCAACCUUAGACUCCUAACAGCGAAGCUCCGACGGACAAAGUCAUCAUCGCCGGCUCAGUUGGUCGCAUUCGUCGCAACGGAUCGGUGAAGCUGCUCUAACUUCAUCUGAAACAGAUGCAGAUUUGAAGCACAGAACCAGGUCGCGAAAUUCGGGUCAGAUAUGCGGGUUGGACGUGUACGGUUCGGAUAAAAUCAGUUCAAUUCUAUUCCACUCGUACAUUCCAAACACCCUGAGAGGAAUUGAAUUAAAUUGAAUAUCAUCAAGGGAAAUGAGGAUAGUUGGGUUGACCGGCGGAAUCGCAUCUGGGAAGAGCACCGUUUCCAAUCUCUUCAAGUCCCAUGGGGUUCCUGUUGUUGACGCUGAUGUCGUCGCUCGUGAUGCUUUGAAGAAAGGUAGCGGUGGAUGGAAAAAAGUUGUUGCAGCUUUUGGGGAGGAAAUCCUCCUUGAAAAUGGAGAAGUCAAUAGACCCAUGCUUGGCCAGAUUGUUUUCUCCGAUCCUGAUAAGCGCCAAUUUCUCAAUCGAUUACUGGCUCCCCAUAUAUCUUCUGGAAUCUUUUGGGAAGUGGUGAAGCUUUGGCUUAAGGGGUAUAAGGUUAUUGUUCUUGAUGUCCCAUUGUUGUUUGAGGCUAAGAUGGACAAGUUCACAAAGCCAAUUAUAGUUGUGUGGGUUGAUCCUGAAACACAGAUAAAGAGACUCAUGGGGAGAGACAAAUCAAGUGAGGAGGAUGCUGGGAACAGGAUCAAUGCUCAAAUGCCACUUGAUGUGAAGAGGAAUAAAGCAGAUAUAGUGAUAGAUAACACUGGAUCACUUGAUGACUUGAAUGAACAGUUUCAGAAGGUUCUGAUUGAAGUGUCAAAACCCUUGACAUGGACUCAGUAUUGGCUUUCAAGGAAUGGAGCCUUGAUCAUACUUGCUUCACUCACUUCGGGUGUUGUUUUGUGUAUAAAAGCACUUUCAUAGUCACUUGUGUUCUUCGGAAGGUUAAAUUUGAAUUUGUAAUUUUUAGCAUUUUAAAAGAUGAAUUUGUGUUCUAAUUCAUAAUUAUGAUGAGGUUGACCAGUGUUUUAACAUUGAUAUUAAUGAGAAGGUAGAUCUUGGAUGUGAAAUAUGAAAAUUCAUAAUUGAAGCCA